GUUAAAUUUUUACUAGAUACACAAUGUCUUCAAACCCCAACCUCAACAACAGCCAUGCCCUCAUUAUCGGCGCAUCUGGCCUUAUCGGCUGGUCUGUCGUAAACCAGCUCCUCCAACCAUACCCCCCAUCGUCCCCAUUUUCAAAAAUCACAGCUCUUGUGAAUCGUCCCCUAAAACUCGGGGAUUCGUUUUGGCCAGAGCCAGGACCUGGACGACCGGAAUUGGAGCUGGUGUGGGGAGUGGAUUUAUUGGGUGCAGGUGAGGAGUUUGAGGAGGUUUUGAGGGAGAGGGUGAAGGAUGUUGAGGGGGUUAGUUGUGUGUUUUACUGCGCGUUUAAGCAGGAGGACGAUGAGCUGAAAGAAGUCGAUGUAAAUGUCGGCAUGAUGCGGAGAGUCGUUCGUGCUGUAAAAAAGCUGUCUUUGAAUUUCAAAUUCUUUGUGUACCCUGGCGGAACAAGAGGUUAUGGCAUCUACCGUUCUGGUGGCAUCUUCAUCGCGCCUCUCGUAGAAUCCAUGGCCGACACCCUCCCCUCAGAUUACGCGCAGACAGUAUCAUAUCCGCACUACCGCGCCCUUCUCACUCAAGAAAGCGACGGCCAGAACUGGACAUGGUGUGAGCUAUGCCCGGACGCUAUCACCGGCUUCACUCCAAACGGAAGCGGGUAUUCUCUCGCUGGUCACUGGGCCGUGUACCUAUUUACCUGGAAACUUGUUUACGGCAAUGGUGCCGAAAUCCCGUAUCCAGGUACAAGAGAAGGGUAUGACUCUAAGUACACGGAAACGAGCGCUAGGACGCUGGCGAGAGUGGGAAUCUAUGCGUAUCUGCAUCCGGAGGAGUUUAGAGAAAGGGUUUAUAAUGUUGCAGAUAGCGGGACGCCUGGUACCAUGAGAGAGCGGUGGCCGCAGAUUGCUCGGUGGUUUGGAUUGAAAGGGGUUCCACCACCAGUACUGGCGAGUGCGAGCGACCAGAAACCGGGAGAGUUCGUUCGGGAGCACCAGGGGAAGCUAAAAGCUGCGGGUGUGAAAGGUGUGGAUAUCUGGCACUCGCAGCAACUGGAUAGCUAUGGAUAUUGGCUGUCGUUCGACCGACAGCUUAGUUUGAAGAGGCUAAGGGAAGCGGGAUUUAAGGAGGAGAGGAAGCCAGAAGAUGGGUGGUUUGAGGCUUUUGAGGGGUUUAAGGAGGCAGGGAUGAUUCGGUAGAGAACCUUACC
This is a messenger RNA of Lindgomyces ingoldianus, 1210 nucleotides long. RefSeq lists its product as uncharacterized. The record is from RefSeq and is a predicted model, not a curated record. NCBI's taxonomy places the organism in Eukaryota, Fungi, Ascomycota, Dothideomycetes, Pleosporales, Lindgomycetaceae. The coding region runs from base 24 to 1199 and encodes 391 amino acids. The transcript has 3 exons.